AUGGAAACCAUCAAAAUGCAGAAGCAAACCCAAGAUGAAAUUGCAUUGCUGUCAAGGAUGGUGAGUGAACACGACAAAAAAAUGAACAAAACAAUAAAAGAAGCCGAAACGAAUGUCACCAAUAAGCUCGAUAAAACAAUCGAAGAAUCUUCGAGCAACAUCAGAGACUCAAUAUUGGUCUCCAAUCGAACUUUUUUUGGCUUCCAUUGUUCGACAAUUAGUAAUUUUGGUAUUAUUCACAACCAAGUCGCUUCUGUUGAACAAAGUCUACAAGACAUCAAGAACAACCAACAACAGUUUGAAGCAUCAGUUGAUGUUUGUAACAAAGAAACAAAGCAGUCACUUCAGGAAAUUAUGAAGAAGCAUAUGAAUCUCCUAACUUCAUACCAAGAGCGCAUUUUGGAGAAAGAUGCAAUAAUUGCUUCUUUCCAGCAACAAGUUGAAAAAAGUAUGGUUCAAACCCAAGAGUUGAAGUCUGUUUAUGAAAGCAAUUUGAUGGAAAAAGACAAAGAAAUUGCACUCCUAAAACACAGGCAAGAAAGAGAGCAGGAGACAUUUAAAACAGAAAUUGACCACCAGAAAUCCAUCAACUUGAGCAUUUCUGAAGAUAGUAACGCAAAACAAAAUGAAAUUGGGAAUCUGAAAAAAGUGAUUGAGAGAGCCAGAACAUUACUGGGUCCCAGAGCAAAUCUUCUUGGAAAAAAUCAUACAGACUAG
This is a messenger RNA of Caenorhabditis remanei, 717 nucleotides long. RefSeq lists its product as uncharacterized. The coding region runs from base 1 to 717 and encodes 238 amino acids. NCBI's taxonomy places the organism in Eukaryota, Metazoa, Nematoda, Chromadorea, Rhabditida, Rhabditidae. The transcript is spliced from 7 exons. The record is from RefSeq and is a predicted model, not a curated record.